GGGAAGACAUUCGAAUGAAUAUUAACGAGCACAUCCCAUACGCUUCAGGAAGGUUACUAAGCAACGUGCUCAUGUGCUAAUCAAUAUUCAUGAGCAAACCUUGGCUGUAGUAGCUGGUGUUUGAACGCCGGCUGACCGCAGUUCACGAUGGGUUUGAUUCAGAGCGUGUUUGCUGCAGAGGGCGGAUACCAUGUGCACGGGAUUCAGGAGAAUUCUCCAGCAGAGAGAGCCGGCCUGGAGCCUUUCUUUGAUUUUAUUUUGUCUAUUGGACACACCAGACUAAAUAAAGAGAGCAGCUUGCUGAAGGACCUCUUGAAGGCAAAUGUGGAGAAGCCGGUGAAGCUGGAAGUUUACAGCAGUAAAGUGAUGAAGAUCAGAGAGCUGGAAGUCAUUCCCAGUAACAUGUGGGGCGGUCAGGGCUUAUUAGGAGCCAGCGUUCGGUUCUGCACUUUCCAAGGGGCCAAUCACAAUGUCUGGCAUGUACUGGACGUGGAACCGAAUUCUCCUGCUGAAAUGGCUGGACUCAAGCCUUAUUCUGACUACAUUGUUGGCGCAGACCAGGUGUUGCAGGAAUCGGAGGAUUUCUUUUCGCUGAUCGAGGCAUCCGAGGGCAAAGCGCUGAAGUUGCUGGUGUAUAACACAAGGAGCGAUCGCUGUAGGGAAGUGCUCAUCACUCCUAACGGAGCCUGGGGUGGAGAGGGAAGUCUGGGUUGUGGUGUGGGGUUUGGGUACCUGCAUCGAAUCCCUAUGCGUCCACUAAAGUCAGAUCACCAGAACACAUCCACAACAUCUGAAACCCAACAGGACAAACACUGUUCUGAGUUAUUAUUAGAUCACUCCUCAAACGAUUCAGACCGUGACGUGACAACAGACACGCGUGAUGGAUUCACGUCUGAAGCUUCAGCACCAUGUGAGAAAUCGCCUGAUGUGUUUGAGACGACAUCUGUGGAUCUCUCUGGACGUUUGGAUUUAUCUUCCUCUUUGAUAGUGGAUGAUGAUGAUGAUGGAGGCGUCGUUAGCGGUGAAGAUGUGUCUGGCUUAAGUCAGUCUGAAGACAGCUUGAUGAUCACGACAGCCAUCCAGAAGGACGAUUCAGGGAUCUACGAUAUUCAAACGCCACCUGUGAUCUUAAAUAUGGAACCAAAGGAUGACGAGGUUGUAACAUUUACACCGAAAACCGUCACUUAAGUCUAACUUGUGCCUCGGAGAUGCGUAGUUUCGCAAGCGUGUUCUCAGGGUGUCGACCAGAACUAACACCUGCUGGAUAAAAUGAGAAGAAAUUUAUGAAGAAUUUCACUGAAAAUAUUUACAUGCUAUCAUAAAGUGCCAACAUGCAGGAUUAUACAGAGAUAAAUGCUUUAUGUAAAGUGAUAAAGCGCUUUAUAGAGUAUAAAGAAAUUAUAUAUCUUCAUCUGUGCAUCUCACCAAUAAAUGUCUACAGGAAAUUUCACCAGAAAACCAAAGAAAAAAAUAUAUAUACAGUAUUAGAAAUUAAGCCUGUUUAUGAAACAUUAUUUUCAUCACGGUCUAAGCACAUUUUCACUCAGAAGUUAAAUUACUGUAAAUGUAUUUUUUUUUUUCAUUUUCAGUUAUUUUACGAAUUUUAAAAAUUCUCAGGAGAGCAGCUGGAACCCAUUGUCAUUGUCCAUUAAGCUGUUGACUGAAUGUUUCUGAAUGCAGUUUAUUUGACAAAUAUAACGAGUAAUAGGUUAUCUUAUACAAUGAAUCUAAAAUAAAAAUAAUAUAUAUAUAGGGGUCAAAGAAGUUAAGUUGUCCACGUCAAAAGAAAUUUACAAAAGUGAUUUUAUGUGAUUUUAUAGAAAGCACAUUAAAUGUAAGUGUCUAAGUUUUUGGAGAAUGUCAAAAUUUGGUUGAAAUUAUGUUACAUUGUCUUUCAGUGUAACACAAUAUUUAUGUAAAAAUUCAAACAUGCUUAUUCAGAUCGGUACAUAUUAAAAUAUAUAAAAGAAUAAGGGAGCGUAUUACAUUUUAUUGUCUUUUAAAUGAGUAAAAAAUUCUUACUGACAAAUGGGCAAAACCUAGGA
Labeo rohita (rohu) is the source of this 2045-nucleotide messenger RNA. It is a transcript of the gene gorasp1b, whose product is annotated as golgi reassembly stacking protein 1b. Gene Ontology annotation, biological process: Golgi organization. Lineage: Eukaryota; Metazoa; Chordata; Actinopteri; Cypriniformes; Cyprinidae. Gene Ontology annotation, cellular component: Golgi apparatus. The transcript is spliced from 9 exons. The record is from RefSeq and is a predicted model, not a curated record. Gene Ontology annotation, molecular function: protein binding. Bases 148 to 1188 code for a protein of 346 amino acids.